This is a messenger RNA of Lethenteron reissneri (Far Eastern brook lamprey), 5011 nucleotides long. RefSeq lists its product as uncharacterized. NCBI's taxonomy places the organism in Eukaryota, Metazoa, Chordata, Hyperoartia, Petromyzontiformes, Petromyzontidae. The record is from RefSeq and is a predicted model, not a curated record.
GUGCUUCUCAAUCCAUCGCUCGCCCCGUGCUGCUGCUGCUUGCUGCUCGCUGCGGUAGCUUCAUCAUCAGCAGCAGCACGCGCUGAUGAUGAUGAUGCCGCUGCUGAUGCUGAUGCGCUCUUCCUCCAGCGCGCGCGCUGACGAUAUUCUCUCAGAGAUGGAAAGGCAUUACGAAGAAGAAGGGUAGCCUCAUCACCGUCGCUCGCCGACAAGCUGGCGGGUGCUUUUCCAGGCGCAAAGAAAUGGCAAAUCGAUGUGGCACUGACGCGGCUGCUUUGCGGUGAUGCACGUCCCUCGCCACGGCAUUAACGUAACGGACCCGCGUGGCAGCCUCCCAGAAGCGUCGCAAUCCCCCCCAAAACAGCGAGAAACAAGUGAGAGAUUUCAUGAGCGGGCUCCUCUCGUUACGAGAUGACCUCCUCGCGUAUUCACGAGGAGGUUGAUGCAGGUCGGUGGCGAGGGAGAGAGAGGCUCACGUCCGGAGCGUGCUUUUGGCCGGCGUGGUGAUUAGAGUGUGCCAUGAGAGCGCCCCCGUACUUGUCAAGAAAUGCUCUCGGAUGUAUAUGAAGAAAUCGAUGGAGUCUCGCACACCGACGGCAGAUAAAUACGCGCGGACAAAAGCGUCUGUCGUCGGCGGAACGACUGCGCGCAAUCGAUGUCCGGUGAACGAUGAAGAGGAAUGCGUGUGUGCAUUUGCUAUUGUGCUUUGAUAUGACUGUAUUUAUAGCUUCGAGCAGGGGAAUAUGUCGAGCAAACCGUGACCAUCUCGUUUAAAUCCGCCUGCUUCCCACCCAAGUUAAUUGCUUCUGGCACACACACACACGCGCGCGCAAAAUAAAAGAUAAGCCACGAGGCAAGCUAAGGACUCCACGAUGUCUACUCGAAUCAACCCCCAAGCUCACAUCAACCACCCAGGAUCGCAAGCCGUGCGAGCGCAAAUAUCUCUUGUCGUGGCUCAAAUGGAGAAGGUCCUGAAAGAGCUGAAAGAGGUGGCAAUGGAACUCAGAGAGGUCAUCGCGCAGAUUGACAAACUUACUGCCAACUUACAUUUGGAGGAGGAAGACAAUGACAGUGAAUCUGUCUCCUCCAGCGACGUGUCCUGGUCCAACAUAACAGGUCUCUACUUUGAAGAACGGACAAUUACCACCAGCACUGCAUCUACGUCGGCAGUUGUAUCAGUGACCAGGUCUUACCAGUCACAAAGGACUAGUUUUAUGGCUCUCGAUGUAGCAAAGGAUGCUACCUCAACCAGCAAUACAUCAAUAGCUCCUGCUCACCAACAGACUCCAUAUUCUUUUUAUGAAACUCAGACAGUAAAUGAAACUGUGGAUAAAAAACAUUGUGCCACGUCGUCUCAAACUGACUUUCAAGUGAGUUAUUGCUCUGGAGACCUUCAGGCCACCUCGAAGGUUAAAGUCGAAACUGCAUCACAACUUUCAGCAAGAAGCGAGCCGAAACACAAAUCGAAGGUUCUGGGUAAAACAACACGUUCUCAUGUCCUAUUAAGCAAUAUUCGAAACCCUGAACAUUGCCAGCAAGCACUGCGAGGGUCUGAUCAUAUUAAUGUGACCAAUGACUGUAAUACUGGAUCGCCACCUCCCAAUGACACGGAGGAUUCUGAAUCCAGAAGGGCAGAUUCAACCUCCCCCAAACACACGUUUUUGAAGAACAACCGUGUCGCUUUUGCAAAUGGCUCAUUGCUGUUAAAUGGCAUGUUGAAAAGCGUGGGAAAUCAAGAGUUAAGCGACGGAGUCCCCAACCACUCUGGAGAGUUUACAACAAUAACAAGGAGUUGCUACAGUGCGGUGUCCCGAGACCGAAUGAAGAGAGACAACUUCACCCAGACCACCAAAGAACGGGUUCGAUUUAGCGACACGGUUGAAUAUCACAGGUUUUGUCCAGAACUUGAAAGGACUAUACAGGUCCACCGUGUGCAAGUGUUUUUUGGUUCAAAGAAUGUGCCAGUGCGUUCCUCUUCCUUAAAAACAGAACAUCCAAAUAGCAUCAGUACGCGCGCUUUUGUGAACGCAAGCACACAAACUGUGUCCUUUCUCAAAGAAGACGCUAAACCCAAAACCAUACUGAGAAAGUCAUUUUCCAGUAAGUGAAUGCUCAUUUUGUUGAUGUACAUUUCAGUAAUGAAUUAUGGCACAAUAACUCAGGGAGUUUAUAGCAUGUUAUGGAAUUUAUACAUGACAAAAAUAGAAUUACUCUUGUAUAUAUAGAUGUUAUUUUAUCUUCUAAAUUGCUUAAAUAUUUUAUUACAUUUCCCUGAUUAUUUUACACAUAACCCAUAAAAAUAAGCACAUCCAUUAAUUACCGUAGAUUAAGUGAAAUAUGAAUAUAAUAUAGAAAUAUUUUUUUAAAUAUAUCUUUUCAUGACUCAGUGUUAUAUGAAUUAUAAAAAGUGCAAUCAUUCCUAAAUCUAUUAUUAUAAUUCAGUGACAAAAUGGCCUUAAUGUAUUGUGAUUUUAGGCUGUGUGCGAGAGUGACCAAUGAUUCCAAAUUGUUGCUGCAGUGUAUAGGAUGAGGAUGCUAUGUGUAAAGAUGAUAGUGAUAAUGCAUUUUUACAAUGAGAUGAAUAAACAUGAAAAAUAAGGUGGUUAACAUGUAGAUUCAGACACCAGAUGUAAAACUGGUUGUCGUGUGCAUGAGGGACAGAGCAGUGAAUUGAUACUCAAUAACCCACAGUAAAAAUAACAUCACUUAAAGUAUUAAGGCCAACUCCUUUCUCCCCUUUGCAACAUCCAUUACACUCUCACACGCUCUGCAUCCCCAAGCAAUCGUCUUCAUCAUGAUGCCCCAUAUGUGAUGUGUACGUGACAUGACAGUCUUCAUGAAGCUGCAUGUGUGCAGAAAUUACAUCGUUGUAGUGGUUGUUUUGUGCAAGAUUCACCAUUGUAUUGUAGCAAAUACCCUGACUAAACACAAAACUAUGAUGUUGGCUGUUACUUUUUCUUCCUGCUUACGAACAUGAGAAUAACAGUGUGAGAAAAUAUCUGAUUACAAUUUAGACAACUUAACAUGACUAUUAUUAACCGUGGUGGAAAUAAAAUAGAUAAGCAGGCAAAUAUGUCCCUGUCAUGUCUCUUUUUACACGUAAAAUAUUUAAGUAUUUUUGUACACGAUCCAACGGCCCCACGGCCUUCUAUGAGCAUGGAGUCAUUCCAAGCAAAGUGGACGAUUUCGGAUUGACAGUAUCUCAUCAGCAUUGAGGCUUGCUCGAAUCAAUGCUGCUGAAUUGUCAGAUGUUGCAGGCAAGGACCUUCUCUUUAAGAUAUGGGUCAGAGUUCGAUGCAAAAUUAUAACACAAAAUAAUCACGAGCGUCGUUGCGGAGAAUGUAAGAAAUUAUAUGGAUAAGCAGAAUGUGUCCUGCAUAUAUUUGUCCCUCCACAAUGACGCACAUGACUAUUUUGUGUGGUGUAAACGUAUAUUUUAAUUUUCCAUAAUACAGGUUUUUUUUUUUGGGUUAGAUUGCAUAAAUAUAUAAAUGUGUCAUUAAACCCGCUUCAACCCGACACAGCCAAUGAGUAAGGUUUGUCACGUAAACAGUACAUGCCAAUUCGUUACUAGUACAGCACACUGAUGUGUUGAAACAAAACAUGCCAAUUCGUUACGAGUCCAACACAUCGAUGUGUUACAACCCUUACUAAUUAGCCUGUCUAUUUACGCGAUCUAACCCAAAAAAACCUGCAUUAUGGAUGAUAUUGGUCCCGAAAGCCUACGUGUUAGUCUAAUUUAACUAUAUAAAAAAAACAGGUCCAGGUGGAUUUUUGCGAGAGAUUUGAUGUUGGAAAAUAAAGUGGACAAAUCCACCUCAGUGCCACUAAAAUAGAGGAAAUUAAUAUAGGAAACAGGGUUUCUGCAAAGUUUGCACAGUAAAAGUAAAGCAACAACGAAUCAAGAAUAAUCAUUCCAUCCACAAGUCUUUAUAUGCAUUUAUAUAUAUGCUGGCCUAUAUUUGCGCAUUGUUGUCAGUGUGAGUGUAAAUAUGUUCAAUUAAAUGUUUUGUUCCAACAUCCACGGAUGCAAUGAUGAUGUGUGAAAGGGGACCUGAAAUAGUAGAGAUGCUGGUUCAUGGAGGACAGGCUGGUAAGGUACCCUACCCAUAUUUACGUGGGUGGUGUGAAAUUCGCCUUUCACCUCAAUCAAUAUUUUAUGGCCGCCAUGUGUGCUAAGCAGCACAGGGUCAGGAUCAGUCCCUGCUUGCCCCCUGCGUGUUUGAAUUUCUUGUGUCUCACAUCUCCUAUGCCUCCUGACACUCCCAUUCCCUCCAACAUCAGACCUCCCAAUGUGCUCCUCACCCCCAUUACCAGGCUUUCCAUCGGUUCAUCUAACCACUCUUCCAGUCACCAGACUGCAUAUGGAGUCUCCAGUAUUGAGUCCACCAUCAGGUCUCCUUUUAUUUUCAGGAACCCCUUUAGUCUCCAGAACCCGUUCAGUAUAAAUUACAGAUCCACUUUUUCAUUUUCAUAUAGUCCACAUAGUCCCCGAUAUUGUGUUACCAGUCCUUCGUUGUCUUCAAAGCUCUCUAUGGCAUUUGAUCACCCAUCAAGCCUUCCCAGACCCAUAUAGUCCCCAGACCCCGCCUAUAUCCUUAUAUUCCCCUCAUAAUUACUGCACCCUAUUAAUAGUAGCAAUGUCACACUCUUCUAUCUCUCCUUGCCAUCCACCAUUUCCCAAUUGUAAUUUGCUUUCUGACGUCAAUGGGCCUAUGAGGUAUAAUGGUAAUGAUAUUCACGAGGUAAUCACUAAUCAUGAAGUGAUGGUGAUUACAUUGGUAAAUUAUUUUAUACUUUAAUGAUGUCUGUGUUUUCUCAAAUGUGCUGAUACAUGUUUUGAGUCUACCAAAGCCAUUUUAGCAUGCACCAUGCAAACACAUUGUAUCUCACUAUACAGAGGGCCUAAUUCAUGUGUUAACAGAAACUGAAUUUCCUUAAACGUGUAUUUAAAUACGACCUAUAAGUUGGUGGGAAAGUGACAGAAAAUCAUCUCAAGCGUCUCCGUCAA